Molecule: messenger RNA, 3234 nt
Organism: Leptomonas pyrrhocoris
Lineage: Eukaryota; Euglenozoa; Kinetoplastea; Trypanosomatida; Trypanosomatidae
Exons: 1
Coding region: 1-3234 (1077 amino acids)
Source: RefSeq, a predicted model, not a curated record
AUGCCGAAACGCGAGAAGGAAAAGAAGUCGGCGGUCAACACCGCCAUCUUGUCAAACCUCGCGGAGGAGGAGCGUGCGAUAGUGGUGUACUUGGUCGGUUGCCAGGAAAUCGACACGGCACAGGAUCUAAUGGUGCUAGUGAAAGUCAACAAUGAACAACACUGCAUAAGUCUGCGCGAUGCCGUUAAAGAGGCGCAGGCGGGUGCAUCAACCUCUGGAGAUCCGCCGACGGCCUUCCUGCCGCAGCUGCUACCGCUGUCUCAGCAGGUAGUGCAGGCGGGAGGCUCGGCAGCCUGUGACACGCUGGUUAACUGCCGCGAGGCCCAUCGCAUCGAAGUCUACAGCUUACCGAAUGUGCCGGGGGGUGGGGAGGCCAAUGCGGGUCGACGAGGGAGUCGAGUGGGAGAGAAGAGGCCGAAGGCUGCGGCAGGCGCUGCCAGCGGGAAAGGGAAAGGUCACGCUGCGGGGUCGGGCGGUCACGUUGCCCCUCCUGAAGGCGCGCACUGUAUCGGCGGCGCCUCCCUCUCGCUCAUCCCCCUGCUCACCAGCACUUCGAUGGACGCCAUCGUUCCGCUGUCUGCCCCAAGCGUUGUCGUUGCUGCGCUGCGAUUCCGCGUGUGCUGCCGGGAUGCACCGCUGCUCACUCCGGAAGGCGUGCUGCAGUGCCGACCCGUGGUGCUGCGGGUGGGCGGCGUGCAGGGGCUUCCAUCGACGCCAACGGGCAGCGAAUCCGUGACGAAGGACGGCGCUGCAAUGAGCACCGUCGCCUCGUCUCGUGUUCUGCGAGCGCGCGUGCAGCUGGGCGAUGCGUGUGUCUUGACUCAUGCCUUGUCCGUUGCUAUGCCUUCCCCCUCUACUCCUACUACUGCUACUACCGCCACUUUAGUACCGCCUCGCCGGCCAUCCCUAGAAGCCCAAUCCCUCUCCACCCUCGCCAAGGCGGAAGCCCCGUUCGAUUACCAUGAACACGUGCUCUUUCUCGGCACAAUGGGAAGUCCGUUGGAGGUCUACCGACAGCUGUACUCCACGCCGUGCACGGUGUCGCUCUGGCAGUCCUUCAACACGAGUUCAGCAGAGGAGGCGGCGACGUCGCCGGUGAAGGAGCAGACGAAGAAAGGCAGGUCGGAGACGUUGCUCGGAAGCGGCGGCUUCUCGGUGCGCGAUUUUCUCUCGGACGACCAGUUGCGGUUCUCAGAGUCGGUGCAGCUGCUGCCCGAUCGAACCACGGUGACUCUCGCUGGCGGCCAGACGUGCAUGACGGCUGCAAGCACGAUAGAGGUGGCCCUGGAUUUCCUCCGGCCCUUCCCACCGCUUCAGCACGUGGACCAGACCGGCGCGUUGCUCCGCCGGAAAGCGUUCCUCACCCACGCCAUUGUUCGCUUGCCCUAUCAGGCGCCGUGGAUGGCCGACUGUCUGGAGCUGCUGUUACAGGAGGUGACGUCCAUCCCGCGUGCGACCGAGGAUGUGCACCUUUACACCCCGCCUCCUCCGCCCCCAUCGGCGGACAGUCAAGAUGCCCUGGAAAAGACGACCUCUGGCGGGCGCACCAGCGGCGGCAGUGGAGCAAAGGCCUCCAAUGCCGGAGGGGGUGGUCGCUUGGGCAGUAGCAGCCGCAAAGCGAAAGGGGGCGUGAAGCCGGCCACCGGCACAGCGGCGAAGAUGUCGAGCCGAGUCGGCGUCUCGACCUCGCCGGAGCCUGUCGCACCGCUUCCAACGCACCGCUUCGACGCACCGCUGCAGCUGAUAAGCCCUCCCGGACUGAGUGGCUUCGAGGUGACCGACGGCAAGGAGCGGGUGUGGUGCGUAGAGGGCACCGUGCCAGAGGUGCAUCACGUCCUCACCCGGCUUACGGCGUUUCUGGAGACACACCAGUACGCCCACGUCGCAGCGGCGAUGCUCUUCAACGCGGAGCUUUUUGUGCCGGGGCGUGCAUAUUUGUCGUUCCCUGCGUUGGUCACGCCGCCACCCGGGCUCAGCUCAACGACAACGGCUGCGGGCAGCCCGCACAGCUCCGCUGUUGGGGCGGUGGCGCUGGAGGUGGAGCCAAGCGGGACGGGCGGUCGAUUUCACCGCAUCCGCCUUCGCACCCCGCUCGAGGCGCUGCGCCAGACGCAGACCCACUACCUACGCCACAUCCUCUCCGACGAGUGUCUUGGCUGUCUCCACUGCCUCUCCGCGCUGCUGCGGGCCACGACGAUGCGGGAGGUGGAGGUGCGGGGCUGGCUGCCCUCCGCGGCGCUCCUCAUCUCCCUGGAGCGUUCUUUUGGACAGACGCUGGAAAACGACGACUUGUACGGCGCCGCGCCGCUGCUACCCACCUCGCACGCAACGACCCCGACGACCCAGGCCGGCCGGCUGACAGACGCAAGUGAAAUCCCGCUCCCCCUUUCCGGUUCUUCUGUCAUGGACGGCGUGCUGGUGGGGAAGCUCGUGUUCUUUGACGGCACGAUCAAAACGGGCAAGGGCCCUCGCCGUCCGAUCCCGCCGGCGGUUCGCCAACGCUUCCCCGUCGUGGUGUGGAUGGUCGUGACGGAGACGGAGGAGGAAAUCCUCUGCGCCUUUUCCCACAGCGCCCCCACAGGACUAGUGCAGUACCACGUAGAAGGGCAGGUGGUGCAGACGGCCGGCGUGAUGCUGCUGUACGUGCUGAAGUGUGUGUGCCUGGCGCGGAGCUUUACGCACAGUCACAACGAGGAGUACGACCAGCUGUUGCGGGAGCGGCAACACGCGCAGCAUGCGAACUUCGUGCGACGGAGGAUGCUGUGGCCGGUAGGAGCCGGGGCGAGUGGCACGCCGGCAAAAUCGGAUGGUCAAGACUCCGAGCGCCGUCUGCAGCACAGUCAGCGGACGGAUAAAACAGCAGCAGCGGCAACGACGAGGUCUGGCGGACAUGCGCAGAGGACGUCAACUUCGAGCAGCGAUGACGGGGCAGAUGGCGGCAACUGGCUGGCAUCCGACUUCUAUGACCACCUGGAACCGUCUCCGUCGUCGCGCGACGCUCCUUCUUUUCCCGCGACGAAGACAAAAGAUCGACGCAGCGGGGAUUCGGCUAAGAGCGGCGCAGAGGGGCGCCCGCACGCGCGUGACUUGGCAGCGGCACACAAGGCGAUCAUGGAGGACGAGCGCGCCAUCACCGCGGACACCCUCCCCAGCCUCACCCCCACCCCCACCUCCGCCACCCCCACCUCUGGAUCCCCCGUAGGCGGUGAGAGGCUGCCGCCGCUGCACCGCUGA